This is a messenger RNA of Phyllostomus hastatus (greater spear-nosed bat), 1096 nucleotides long. RefSeq names its product complement factor H-related protein 2-like. NCBI's taxonomy places the organism in Eukaryota, Metazoa, Chordata, Mammalia, Chiroptera, Phyllostomidae. The coding region runs from base 16 to 900 and encodes 294 amino acids. The record is from RefSeq and is a predicted model, not a curated record. The transcript has 5 exons.
CACUAACAACCGCUCAUGAGGCAGACUCACACCCCACGGAGCACGGCUGGGAUAUUCAUGUUAAUACAUCGUCUGGGGAUGCCCAACAUGCUCCUGUCCCUGGCCAGUGUCAUUGUCACCUUGUGGGCCUCCUGGGCUCAUGCACAAGGGAGAACUUGUGACUUUCCAGAAAUAAAGCACGGGAGCAUUUAUGAGGAGCACAGAUACAAGCAGACCUUCCCCGUCGCCGCGGGGAGGUACUUCUACUACUCCUGCGACCGCAGCUUUGCGUCUCCUUCGCAGUCGCUCUGGACUCGAAUAACCUGCACGGAGGACGGCUGGUCGCCAACACCCAGGUGUCUCAGACAGUGCUUCUUCCCUUGGGUGGAACGUGGUCGGUCUGCAUCUUCAGGACAAACCCAUCAGGAAGGCGACACGGUGCCAGUUGUCUGUGAUGAGGGCUACAGCCUCCCCCUUAAUCAGAGCAGCAUCACGUGUGGAGAAAGGGGCUGGUCCACGCCCCCGACGUGCAGUCGUACCGGUUCUAGAAGAAAAUGUGGGCGCCCUCCAACCAUCGACAAUGGGGACAUCACCACAUUCCCAUCAGCCAUCUACGCUCCAGGAGACUCAGUGCAGUACAAAUGCCAGGCCUACUAUAAACUUCAGGGAAACAGGAUCCUAACAUGUCGUGACGGAGAGUGGUCAGAACCACCCAAAUGUUUAGAGGCAUGUGUAACAUCAGAAGAAAUGAUGGGAAAGCAUAACAUACAGUUGAGAUGGAGACAGGACAAAAAACUUUAUUUGGAAUCAGACGAUACUGUUGAGUUCACCUGCCGACCUGGGUAUCGUGCAAAGUCACCACCUUCCGCAUUCCGGGUAACGUGUCGGGCAGGAAAACUGACGUAUCCCACUUGUGAAUGAAACGAUGGUUAUGUUGCAGUCUGAAAAUUGAAAUACACGUAUUCAUUUAGAGUAUUUUAUAUUAAUCCAAUUCUCUAUUUUUCAAGUGUAUUAUAUCUCAUUUCUCUUCAUAAUCAGAAUUUAUGUUGAUACCAUUAUAAUGUGAAAGACCAAUGAAUCACUCUGAAAGGGAUCUCAUUAAAAUGUGGCAAACCAC